This is a messenger RNA of Syngnathoides biaculeatus (alligator pipefish), 3154 nucleotides long. RefSeq names its product dynein axonemal assembly factor 4 (gene dnaaf4). The coding region runs from base 603 to 1838 and encodes 411 amino acids. Gene Ontology annotation, molecular function: nuclear estrogen receptor binding. Gene Ontology annotation, biological process: inner dynein arm assembly; heart development; outer dynein arm assembly. The record is from RefSeq and is a predicted model, not a curated record. Lineage: Eukaryota; Metazoa; Chordata; Actinopteri; Syngnathiformes; Syngnathidae. The transcript has 10 exons.
UACAUUGCAUUAUCAAAUUCUUAACAAAGACAAAAUAUUUUCAAUAGUGACACUGGAAUAUUUUUUAGUGAUCUAUUUCUGUCCAUCGACCAGUGCGGUUAUCUGUUUGGAUAGGAUGUUCUAGAACCAUGGAUAUAACCUUACAAUUGUAUUACAAAUGUCUUCGAGCAAAGGUUAAUGUACUUCGCAUUGGUCUUCUGCAUUUCGUCAUAUUCGAUUAACUAAUUAAUUAUGUCAUUCGUUUGAGAUUUUAAUAAAGAUUUACAAUACGAAUGUUAUUCGCUAAUGUUGUGCUAGACAGUGACAAAUCCGAGCUGUGAAAUACAACUUAACUAUACGCGUUUUGCAAGUUUUGCACGGAUUCAUGCACUUUGUCUCCCAACUCUCUUGAACUCUCUUGUACCGACGUACUUGAAGGCAACAUUAGGCGCCUCCAAAGUAUCCAUAGCGACGCGACUCUGUGGUAGAAUUUGUCUUUUGCAAAAAGUCGUCGUCAAUUUUGAAUGACGCGUGCCCCGAAAGUUCAAAUUCCAAAGAAGCAUAACCAGCGAUCUCGCCAAAGGGCGUCUUACUGAAGUGCUGGGAAGCAGGCCCGGGUCGAGAUGCCUUUGCUCGUGACGGACCACUCAUGGACACAGACGGGGUCAACGGUCUUCAUCAGCGUGCCCCUAAAUGGAGUAACAAAGGUCGACAUUGUGUCGUCAGACGAGUACCUGAAGGUUCAUUUCCCACCAUUUCUGUUGGAAGUCUUCCUGUCAGAGCUUGUUGAUGAUGACCAAAGCUCAGCGAAGAUUGGAAACGGAGUCGCAGUCAUCAGUUUGUCAAAGAGGACAAACAAACUGUGGGAGCAUUUGGCAAUAAGCACGUAUGAUAAAGAAACGAAAAGGGAAAUCCGAGAGAGAGCUUUGUCCAAAAUGCAGGAAAAGCUCGCUGCAGAGGCAAAAAACAGAUCGGAAAAAAGGCAUCAUGAGAAGAAAUAUACUCUGAAGACAAUGAUGAAUAUGGAAAGUGAAGAACGAGAAAGAAUACAAAAGAUGAAGGAUGCUGAGCGAGAGAGAACCACAGCUGAACUCAAAGCAUGGCAGCUGAAGGAGAACAAAAUAGCUGAAGAGGCAGCGCGACUCAAACUCCAAAGUCAGACCAACAAUUUCAAAAACAUAAAAGCUGUGAAGGAUACCUCUGAGAAUGGUGGCUCAGGUGGAAAAAAUGACAAAUUUGAUGCCAGAAAUGUCCGCAAAUUAGAGAGAAAGACAAAGCAGAAGGAUCUUCCCUCACCGAGAGUUCUGGGAAAUAUUGAGGUCUCAUUCACUCCUCGAGUUUUCCCCACAGCCCUCAGAGAGUCACGAGUUGAGGAGGAAGAAGAGUGGCUAAGAAAACAAGCAGAGGCCAGGCGUGUAGUCAAUGCAGAUAUUGAAGAGCUGAAGGACUUGACGGAGGAGGAGAGGAAUCCCGACUGGUUGAAAGAAAAAGGCAACAAUUUUUUUGCAGCUGGAGACUACUUGAGCGCCUUGAAUGCCUACAACUUGGCUAUCAGACUCAACAGAAAGAUCUCAGCUCUGUUCUCAAACAGGGCUGCAUGUCAUCUCAAGUUACGGAACUUUCACAAAGCCAUUGAGGACUCCUCUCAGGCUCUUGAACUGCUGACUCCAGCAGUUUCCACCAAUUCAGCUGCCCGAGCCAGAGCUCAUGUGCGUCGAGGCACUGCUUUCUGCCAGCUCCAGCUUUAUGCAGAAGGACUACAAGAAUACCAGACUGCUUUGAAGAUUGACCCAAACAAUGAAGCCGUGCAAGCAGACGCACAAAAAAUUAGGGAUAUCAUUCAAGGCAGUGCAGAAUAAUCACCUGUCCCAAACUGAAAGCCAUAAAGUCCACGGGGUUUCAAAUUUUUUGGGAUGUGUCCCCCUAUUUGAAGAUUAAUCUUUUCUGUGCCACCCCACUGCUGCUUGAAAUGUUCUCCGGGGGGGUGCUAGCACUGAAAAUUUACAAAGCAAUGGCAGGUGAUAGCGCCGGAAACCAGGGGGUGAGGGGCUGAAACAAUCUCCCCACACUCCUCAUGAUACUUUUACUUAACUAUUGUCUUGGUCAUUGGUUAUCCAAGCAUUUGAAUAUAACAGAACUUCCAAAAACAAACAGUGCAGUGAGUGCCAAGGGCCAAUCAAAGAAAAGCUGUAUUCCAUAUUGAAAUUAUGGAAUAACAGUAGUCCAAUCAGAACAAAAUUGAUAUAUGUAUUGUAUAUUAAUGAGAAAUUCGGCUGUUUCUAUUGCCAGGCUACAAUAGUUUGACAAAGGACAUUCCUGACAUUUCUAAACAAAAUUAUUUUAAAAACCUGUUGAAAGGACAUGAGUCGUGAAAAAAUGAUCACAUAGGACCUUUAAGUGAUAUUGUAACAAUUCUCCCUCAACUCAACAGUCAUACAAGUACAAAGAGAAGUUAACUACUCUAGAAUAAAACUUAAAUACCUUGACAGUGCCAGACAGACAUACUGGAGGGUUAAAUGGUGUUGGCAGAGCGCUUCUGCCUCAACUGGCACUUUAUAGUUACUGCUGAAAUUAAUAUGUAGGAAUGUCUGUCAGAUGGUUGACAAAAAUCUCUUAAUCUUUGAAGUUCCUUCAUCAGUAUGCAUUGUGACAGUGUAAGUAAAACUGUGCUUCGACAUACUUCUCACCAACAAAUAUCAAAUUUUAACAGCAUAAUGUCAGUCUUUCAUUUGCAGUGCUUUUCCAAGCCUUACCACACGUAAAAAUAAAUAAUAUCAUGAAGUCAAAUAAACAAUGGGGUAUAUAACAUACUAGCAUUGGCUUACGUUCUCAAGCCUCUCAUCAUUGACGGUUAAACAAUGUUAUAUUUAUCACAUUGUGGUGAGUGUACGGCAAGCCCCAGAGAAAGGUUUUUUUUUUUUUUUUUUAAUCUGUAUCUUGUAAUAGAUGCAAUUUUUUUUAAACAAGAAAUGUGAUACAUACUGUUUGAAAGUCAUCUGAACACCGCCAGGUGUGCACACUUGUUAGCUUUCAUUUUCACUCUCAAAUAUUUAUUUCAGUUUUUCAAAAUGUUUGCACAGGCCAUAGGUCACAUUGAUGGUAAAUGUUUUGAAAUACUUCAUCUUGGUCUCGUUUUUUUACAUAAGAAAACUGGCAUUUGAAGUGGGUGGGGUGA